Messenger RNA from Oncorhynchus gorbuscha (pink salmon), 927 nucleotides. RefSeq names its product extensin-like. The transcript has a single exon. Bases 1 to 927 code for a protein of 308 amino acids. NCBI's taxonomy places the organism in Eukaryota, Metazoa, Chordata, Actinopteri, Salmoniformes, Salmonidae. The record is from RefSeq and is a predicted model, not a curated record.
AUGGAACCCCUCUACCCAGAAUGGAACCCCUCGACCCAGUAUGGAAACCCUCUACCCAGUAUGGAACCCCUCGACCCAGUAUGGAACCCCUCGACCCAGUAUGGAACCCCUCGACCCAGUAUGGAAACCCCUCGAACCAGUAUAGAACCCCUCGAUCAGGUAUGGAACCCCUGGACCCAGUAUGGAAACCCUCUACCCAUUAUGGAACCGCUGGACCCAGUAUGGACCCCUCAACCCAGUAUGGAACCCAUCUACCCAGAAUGGAACCCCUUUAAUCAGUAUGGAACCAAUCGACCCAGUCGGGAAACCCCCUACCCAGUUUGGAAACCCUCUACCCAGAAUGGAACCCUUCUACCCAGUAUAGAAGCCCUCGACCCAGUAUGUAACCCCACUACCCAGAAUGGAACCCCUCUACCCAGUAUGGAACCCAUCGACCCAGUACGGAACCCCUCUACCCAGUUAUGGAACCCCUAUACCCAGUUACGGAACCCCUAUACCCAGUAUGGAACCCCUCGACCCAGUACAGAACCCCUCUACCCAGUUAUGGAAACCCUAUACCCAGUUAUGGAACCCCUCUACCCAGUAUGGAACCCCUCGACCCAGUAUAGAACCCCUCUACCCAGAAUGGAAACCCUCUACCCAGUAUGGAACCCUUCUACCCAGUAUGGAACCCAUCGACCCAGUACGGAACCCCUCUACCCAGUUAUGGAACCCCUAUACCCAGUUAUGGAAACCCUAUACCCAGUAUGGAACCCCUCGACCCAGUACGGAACCCCUCUACCCAGUUAUGGAAACCCUAUACCCAGUUAUGGAACCCCACGACCCAGUAUGGAACCCCUCGACCCAGUAUGGAACCCCUCGACCCAGUAUGGAACCCCUCGACCCAGUAUGGAACCCCUCGACCCAGUACGGAACCCCUCUACCUAG